Molecule: messenger RNA, 2974 nt
Organism: Impatiens glandulifera
Lineage: Eukaryota; Viridiplantae; Streptophyta; Magnoliopsida; Ericales; Balsaminaceae
Product: potassium transporter 10-like
Exons: 8
Coding region: 423-2738 (771 amino acids)
Biological process (GO): potassium ion transmembrane transport
Cellular component (GO): membrane
Molecular function (GO): potassium ion transmembrane transporter activity
Source: RefSeq, a predicted model, not a curated record
GUUUUGCUCAUUUCAAUUGAUUGACUAUUCCAAUAAGGUAAUAUAUAUAUAAGGGGAAGGAUUAAUAAAAUCUUAGCUUUUGAUUCUAGUGAUAAUUGAGUUGACCGCACCAUAGAGUUAUUGGGGAGAGUAGUUAUAGAUCAUAUUUUUUUAUUGGUCCGACAUUUAUUUUUUUAAGUUGUAAAACCAUGAUAGAUGACGAUUGUAUUCUCUAUCAAUCACGUGUGAGCACUUUGUUGGAUAUGCUUUAGGCGAGAUAGAACCUAUUUCAAGCUUUUAUUUUUUGAGUCCAUAGUUUUGGUGGGUUGAUAUUUGGGUGGUGUUGUAGGAUGUUCAAUCUGGGAAUUGAGUAUUUUUGUAAUUGGUUGCCCUCAUCGGAUAAUCAACUUUGAUCUAAUUUUUCUAUCUUGGUUCAAGUUGACAUGGCUUCUGGAAUGGAAAUUGAGGAUGAAAGUGUAAACAAAGGUAGUAUGUGGGACUUGGAGCAGACGCUUGACCAACCCAUGGAUGAUGAAGCUGGAAAACUUAAGAACAUGCACGGAGAAAAGAAAUUAUCUGCUAUAUUGUUUAUUCGGCUUGCAUUUCAAAGUCUUGGAGUGGUCUAUGGAGACCUGGGAACUUCUCCUCUAUAUGUAUUUUACAAUACUUUCCCUCAUGGUAUCAAAGACCAGGAGGAUGUUAUAGGUGCCCUUUCAUUGAUUAUAUAUUCCCUCACUCUGAUUCCAUUGCUGAAGUAUGUUUUCAUAGUUUGCAAGGCAAACGAUAAUGGUCAAGGUGGAACAUUCGCACUUUACUCCUUGCUAUGUAGACAUGCUAAAGUCAGAAUGAUUCCUAAUCAGCAUAAGAGUGAUGAGGAAUUGACAACAUAUAGCCGCAGGAUAAUCCAUGAGCAUUCUUUUGCAGCAAAAACCAAGAAAUGGUUGGAGAGGUAUACUUCCAGAAAGAAUGCGCUUCUUAUACUUGUUCUUAUUGGUACAAGCAUGGUGAUUGGCGAUGGAAUCCUUACCCCAGCUAUAUCAGUUCUUUCAGCUGUUGGAGGUAUAAAAGUAAACCAACCCAAGUUGAAUGAUGGCAUAGUUGUCACCGUCGCAGUUAUCAUUUUGGUUGCUGUGUUUAGCAUGCAACACUAUGGUACUGAUAAAGUUGGGUGGCUCUUUGCUCCAAUUGUACUGCUUUGGUUUCUUUUAAUCGGAGGUAUUGGCAUAUACAACAUUUGGAAGCAUGAUAGAAGUGUUUUGAGAGCUUUUUCACCUGUGUAUAUAUACCAAUAUUUCAAAAGGGGUGGGAAAGAGAGCUGGACCUCUCUUGGGGGAAUCAUGCUUUGCAUCACUGGAACAGAGGCACUGUUUGCUGACUUAGCCCAUUUUCCAGUCGCCCCUAUACAGCUUGCUUUCACUAUGGUGGUGUUUCCUUGUCUUCUAUUAGCUUAUUCAGGACAAGCUGCCUACCUUAUGAAAAACCAUGAUCAUGUUCAAGACGCUUUCUAUAGAUCUAUUCCAGAGAGUAUAUACUGGCCAAUGUUUGUCGUGGCAACUUUAGCUGCGAUUGUUGCAAGUCAAGCAACUAUAUCCGCUACCUUCUCAAUAAUAAAGCAGGGUCAUGCACUUGGAUGUUUUCCGAGAGUAAAAGUUGUUCAUACAUCGAAGAAGUUCCUUGGACAGAUUUAUAUCCCAGACAUCAAUUGGAUCCUUUUGACUCUUUGCAUUGCUGUUACUGCUGGAUUCAAAAAUCAAAACCAAAUUGGCAACGCCUACGGUACGGCUGUCAUGAUUGUCAUGCUGGUGACCACAUUGCUCAUGUCUCUAAUCAUGUUACUAGUAUGGUGUUGGCAUUGGAUUUUGGUAAUCCUCUUCACUGUCUUAUCUCUACUCAUAGAGGGCUCUUUCUUCAGCGCCGUCCUCUUCAAAAUGGACCAAGGCGGUUGGAUUCCCCUAGUGAUCGCAACCACCUUCUUCAUCAUCAUGUAUGCAUGGCACUACGGCACGCUCAAACGGUACGAGUUCGAGAUGCACAGCAAGGUGUCAAUGGGAUGGGUCCUUGGACUCGGACCUAGUCUAGGCCUUGUCCGAGUCCCAGGCAUCGGACUCGUGUAUACCGAACUCGCUAGCGGUGUCCCCCGCAUAUUCUCCCAUUUAAUAACAAACCUACCCGCGAUGCACACGGUCGUGAUUUUUGUUUGCGUGAAAUAUCUCCCCGUUUACACAGUCCCCGAUGACGAGAGAUUCUUGGUUAAAAGGAUCGGGCCGAAGAACUUCCACAUGUUCCGUUGCGUCGCGAGGUACGGUUACAAGGACCUUCACAAGAAGGAUGACGAGUUCGAGAAAAAGCUUUUUGAGAACCUAUUCACAUUCGUCAGGGUCGAGUCUCUUAUGGAAGCCUCCUCGGACUCUGAGGUAGCGGGGGGAGAGACAGACAGAGAUACUGUUAUGACAGACCUCAUGGUCUCGGACUCGUCCGUGAGGGUGAAUCGGGUCACAUGGGCCUCCACGGUGGAGACAUGUGAGGAGUCGGAUGAGAUGGAGUUCUUGUCUAUGUGUAGAGAUGCGGGGGUGGUGCAUAUAUUUGGGAACACGUUGGUGAGAGCUAGGCAAGAUUCGAAUGUGUUGAAGAAUGUGGCGAAGAAGAUAACGGUGGAUCAUGUUUAUGCUUUGUUGAGGAAGAUGUGUAGGGAGAAUAGUGUUAUUUUUAACAUUCCUCAUGAAAGCCUUUUGAAUGUAGGCCAGGUAUGUUAUGUAUGAUAUCAAGACUUGAAAAUGUAACUUCUUAUUAGGUGAUUGUGAGGAUCGUGCUACUUUCCUCCUAUCAUAGUUAUGAGGAUCGUGCUACUUUCCUCCUAUCAUAAUUGUGAGGAUCGUGCUACUUUCCUCCUAUCACAGAAUAAACCCGAUAAUAAAUCAUAUGUAUUAAGUUGUCUUGUUUCACUAGGAGUAGCAUAUGUUUACAUAUAUGUUUGAUAUACAAAGGAGUAUAGAUU